Molecule: messenger RNA, 585 nt
Organism: Abrus precatorius (Indian licorice)
Lineage: Eukaryota; Viridiplantae; Streptophyta; Magnoliopsida; Fabales; Fabaceae
Exons: 1
Coding region: 1-585 (194 amino acids)
Molecular function (GO): nucleic acid binding; zinc ion binding
Source: RefSeq, a predicted model, not a curated record
AUGGUGAAGGACUGCCCACAGCUAAGGAUAACUUGUAGCAAUUGUGGGAAGUCAGGGCACGUUGCCAACGAGUGCUGGGCCGCCAAGAGAAGCGGUAGUGCAAGUGUAGCUCAGAGGCCAGAAUCAAGAGGAAGUACGGGGCUAGGUACGGGGCAGAAGCCGAGCAUUCCUGCCAGAGUCUUUGCUAUGAGUGGGGCAGAGGCUUCACAGUCAGAAGAACUGAUCCGAGGUAAAUGCAUUAAGGAUCGACUGCUUGAUGUGCUGUUUGAUUCGGGUGCUACGCACUCUUUUAUAUCUGUGGACUGUGUGAAGAGUCUGAAUCUGUAUGUGACGGAAUUGCCAUGUAAUGUUGUGGUGACUACCCUUACGGGUAAGCCGGUUGUGACAUCACGGGUCUGUUUGGGUUGUGCAAUGAUGGUACAUGGUAGGGAGUUUGAGGUGGACUUAAUUUGUUUACCUCUUUCUCAACUGAAUGUUAUUCUGGGAAUGGAUUGGCUUACUGCCAACCAUGUGCUGCUGGACUGUAGGGAGAAGACUUUGAUCUUCGGUGCGACAAUGACAGAGGUUCCAAGGCUUAUAAGCUAG